Etheostoma cragini (Arkansas darter) is the source of this 1304-nucleotide messenger RNA. RefSeq names its product mitochondrial ribosomal protein L9 (gene mrpl9). Gene Ontology annotation, molecular function: structural constituent of ribosome. Gene Ontology annotation, biological process: translation. NCBI's taxonomy places the organism in Eukaryota, Metazoa, Chordata, Actinopteri, Perciformes, Percidae. Gene Ontology annotation, cellular component: mitochondrion; ribosome. The record is from RefSeq and is a predicted model, not a curated record. Bases 187 to 1119 code for a protein of 310 amino acids. The transcript has 8 exons.
CAGACGGUGGGGUCCUUUUACGUCACACAAACAACUCCAGUUAGCUUGUAGCUAACAUACAUGCUGCUGUUAUUUGACCGGUGAUUGAGGAGUAAUUUAAUGUUGGAUGUGCCUACGGCCAGACAGCAUUGAACUUCUUGUGAUUGAUCUCAUAUGAAUAAUUGAAAGUGGUGAAUUACGGUCUUAAUGAACAUGUGGAGCUCAGGCCGCCGUGUCCUUCAAGACCUGCUCAGCCAGCCGGCUGUCAGGACCUUCUCUCUGAGUCCUGCUCAGAAUACAGUUGUGGUGGAGCGCUGGUGGCAGGUGCCCUUAUCUAAAGUAGGCAGUCCGCCAAGGCUUCACCCUCGAAGACACAGAAUCUACAAGUUGGUUGAAGACAUCAAACAUGCUCCCAAGGAGAAAAUGGAGCUCAUCCUGACUCAGACAGUACCCAAGCUCGGUGGACGAGGAGACACUGUGUUCGUGAGAAAGUCUGUCGGCAGAAACAAGCUGCUGCUCCAAGGCCUCGCUGUGUAUCCAUCGCCAGAGAACAAACAGAUGUUUGCUGAGGAGUUAAGACUUCUGCGUGAGGGGAAGCCAGAGGAAAGAAUCCAAACGCGCACUGGACAAUUGACAGUGGAGUUCCUUAAACGCUCCAAGUUAAAGAUAUUGAAAAUGCCCUCUGAUGAAUUCCAGCUCACUAAAGAGGUUGUCCGCAGGCAGUUUCAAAAGAAGCUGGGAGUUGUUGUGCCACCUCAUGCACUCACUUUCCCAUUUGAGUCAGUCAAGGACUCCGGUGACUACUGGUGUCAAGUUACGGUUAAUGGAAUGGACACAGUUCGCAUCCCCAUUUCACUGGUGCCAUAUGAAGACCCGUCUGCAAGUUAUCAGCGACAGUUGAAAACGAAAAUGCAGCAACAACAGGCAACCACAGACGCCUCAGAACCUGCCGCUGAGGAGGUUUCUGUUGCUGCUGAGGGGGAAGCUGCUGCAAAGCCCUUUUCUGAUGCUACAGUGGAAGCUACUGCAGCCUUAGCAGGAGUCCCUGCUGAUCAAGAUGAAACUGCAGCAAGUACACGGAUGAGUCAAGAAACAACAGCACCACCAAGUGACAGCCCGAAAAAAGAUGACUCCAAAUGAACAUGUAUAUGGUUUACCUAUAAUACACAUUAUACAUGCACAAAAACACUUGUCUGCGUCAUUAUUAAAUUAUUUACAAUUACAAACUUACAAUUACAUGUGAACUCUAAAUUAUAGUUUGAUAAACUGCUCUUUUGUAAUCUUACCGUAUGUCUAACAUAGCAGACGUAACGAAAGACUACCCA